This is a messenger RNA of Vespula pensylvanica (western yellowjacket), 2289 nucleotides long. It is a transcript of the gene Arp5, whose product is annotated as actin-related protein 5. NCBI's taxonomy places the organism in Eukaryota, Metazoa, Arthropoda, Insecta, Hymenoptera, Vespidae. The coding region runs from base 246 to 2270 and encodes 674 amino acids. The transcript has 7 exons. Gene Ontology annotation, cellular component: Ino80 complex; cytoplasm. The record is from RefSeq and is a predicted model, not a curated record. Gene Ontology annotation, biological process: regulation of DNA-templated transcription.
CUUCAACAUACGAUUUAAUUUUAUAUGAAAUUACAAAGUUUAUGAAGUUGAUUAAGAUUGUGAAGAUAUUAUAUUAAAUAAUAUUAUAACGAGAAACUACAAUAUAAAAUAAUAAUUAUUUUUGAUGUACAAUAUAUCUUCCAUAUUGUAAUCUUUUUGUAAUAGUAGAUCAUUGAUGUCAGUGACGUUAAAGAGGUUAUGUUUACAAACUCUUCUGAUUUAAUAAUAUAUUUCAAUGUAUUAAUAUGGAAGUUCUCGAAUUAAAGGAUGUGAAAGCAGUUCCAGAUAUAAUUCAUAAUUAUCCAUAUAAAAUAAAAGCUGAGGCAAUACCGUUGGUUGUAGAUAAUGGUUCGUACAAUUGUAGAGUCGGUUGGGCUACAGAAAAGGAACCGCAAUUAAUAUUUAAAAAUCUCAUAGCGAAACCUAGAAAAGAACGAGGAAAGAAGGAUGGCGAACCUCAAGUAGGAAAUGACAUAGCAAAUAUAGAAGCUGUAAGAUUUCAAUUGAAAACUCAGUUCGAUAGAAAUGUUGUGACGCAUUUCGAAGCUCAAGAACAAAUAUUCGAUUAUACCUUUACGCAUAUGGGAAUAGAUACCGAAGGAUCGGUAAAUCAUCCAAUUAUUUUAACAGAAGCUUUCUUAAAUCCAAAUUAUUCUCGAAAUUUGAUGGCAGAACUUCUAUUCGAAUGUUAUAAUAUACCAUCUAUAGCAUAUGGUGUCGAUUGCUUAUUUUCGUAUCAGCAUAAUAAUUGUCCACCGGAUGGUUUAAUAGUCAGUAUAGGAUACCAUACAACACAAAUAAUACCUAUAUUAGAUGGUAAAGCGGAUCCAGUUAAUUCUAGAAGAAUUAAUAUCGGUGGUUAUCACAUAACGUCUUACAUGCACAGAUUACUUCAACUUAAAUAUCCUGUACACGUGAAUGCGAUAACUCCAAGUCGUGCAGAAGAAUUAAUACAUGAACAUUCAAUGAUCGCAUUGAAUUAUCAAGAUGUAGUAUCUAAGUGGGCAGAUCCAGAUUAUUACGAUGCAAAUGUCUUAAGAGUUCAAUUACCUUACGUCGCACCUGCAAGUACACCUGGUUUAACCAUCGAACAACAAAAAGAAAGGAAAAGAGAACUAGCUCGAAGAUUGAUGGAAAUUAAUGCAAGGAAGAGGGAAGAAAGGUUGGCUGAAGAUGAGGAGCAAUUAAAUCAAUUAUUAGCUAUACAAGAUCUUUUGGAAGAAGGUGAAACGGAUGAAUUUGAUCAGGCAUUGAAAACAUAUUCUUUGGCGAAUGAAGCUGAUCUAAUAAAAAUGAUAAAUAAUUUACAAGCAAAAGUAGAAAGAACUAGACAAAAGAUUGUUGCCGCAAAUUCACAAGAGGAAAACAUUGUCAUGGAAGAUCAAAAGCCAAAAAUUAAAUCGAGCCUUCAACCGAAAGAUCAGCAAGAUUUUGAAGAAUGGAUAGCUGGUGUGAGAAAGAGACGGCAAGAAAUAUUAGAUAAACGUAUGGCGAAAAGACAACGUAGACAAGAUAUGGCCAAACGUAGAACAGCAGCAGCUCAAGAAAGAAUGCGUAUAAUUAGUCAACUGGCGAGGAAAGAUAAACGAGAUGAUGAUUUUGGUAUGAGAGAUGAAGACUGGGAUGUAUAUAAAGUUAUUAAUAGGGAAGGUGGAGAUUCUGAUUCAGAAUUGGAACAAGAGAAAUUAAUGGAACUUGAGGAUGUUCUUCGUCAUCAUGAUCCAGAGUUCGAUGGAGCUGGUUCUAGCGUUCCCAUGAUUCCUGGUGAAACCCAUCAAUUGCACGUUGGAGUAGAACGUUUAAGAGCAGCAGAAUUACUUUUUCAACCUUCAAUGAUCGGAUCGGUUGAAGCUGGCAUAGCAGAGACCAUUGAAUUCGUUUUAAAACUUUAUUCCCCUGAACAACAAAAACGAUUGGUAAGCAAUGUUUUUCUUACCGGUGGACCAACAGCUUUACCAGGAUUACUCGAAAGACUGAAACGUGAACUUAAAGAAAUGAGACCGUUUGGUUCUAACUUUCAAAUAAACGUAGCAAAAAAUACUAGUUUAGAUUCGUGGUACGGUGCAAGAGAUUUUGGUUUAAGUGGUAAUCUCCCAGAAUAUCUUGUAACCCGUAAAGAGUAUGAAGAAAAAGGUGGUGAGUACUUGAAAGAACACUCUGCGAGUAAUAUAUAUACUAGAUCGCCAGAUCCCUUACCUAUAUUACAAGUUCCUGUAACAUGUGAACAAGUAAUUGUUGAAGAUGCGAUUAUUGACGUUGAAAUUGAAUAAAGAAAUUAAUAAAAACCAA